AUGGGGGAAGCCCGGUUCCUGCUCUUGGUGCUUCUGCCCUGGCUGUGGGUGGCUCCAGGGGAGGCCCAGGGGUCCAGGACCGAGGUCCCUGUGGUGUGGGCCCAGGAAGGGGCUGCCGCCCAGCUCCCCUGCAGCCUCACAACCCCCCUCCAGGACCUCAGCCUUCGCAUAGGAGGGGUUACUUGGCAGCAUCAACCAGAUAGCCCGCCCGCAGCCCCGUACACGGUGCUGAGGCUGGGGCGCGGGGGCCUGCGCAGCGGGCGGCCGCCCCUGCAGCCCCGCGUGCAGCUGGAGGAGCGGCGCCUGCAGCGCGGGGACUUCUCGCUCUGGCUGCGCCCGGCCCAGCGCGCGGACGCGGGCCUGUAUCACGCCACGGUGCACCUCCGGGACCUGGACCGGGACCGGGACCGGGACCGCCCCGUCACCUGCCGCCUCCGUCUGCGCCUGGGCCAGGCCUCCAUGACUGCCAGUCCCGCAGGGCCUCUCCGGACCUCCGAUUGGGUCGUCCUGAACUGCUCCUUCAGCCGCCCCGAAUUCCCGGCCUCUGUGCAGUGGUUCCGGGGCCCAGGCAGAGCCCCUGUUCAGAAGUCUCCCCAUCACCACUUAGAGGGGAGCUUCCUCUUCCUGCCCAGAGUCAGCCGGGCAGACUCCGGGCUCUGGGGCUGCAUCCUCACCUACAGCGACGGCUUCAGGGUCUCCAGCACAUACGACCUCACUGUUCUGGAUCCGGAGCCUCCAGGCCCUCUGACAGUGUACGCAGGAGCGGGUUCCCGGGUGGAGCUGCCCUGCCCCCUGCCCCCUGGCGUAGGCACCCCGUCUUCCCUCACGGCCAAGUGGGCCCCUCCUGGGGGAGGCCCUGACCUGCUGGUGGCUGGAGACAAUGGCAACUUGACCCUUCGCCUGGAGGCCGUGAGCCCGGCCCAGGCCGGGACCUAUACCUGCCGCAUCCAUCUGCCCGGGCAGCAGCUCAUCACCAAGGUCACUCUGGCAGUCAUCACAGUGACUCCCAAAUCCUCCAGGGCACCUGGCGACCGGAGAAAGCUUCUUUGCGAGGUGACGCCAGCGUCGGGACAGGAGCGCUUUGUGUGGAGCCCCCAGGACAAGUCUUCCGGGGGUUCCCCGGGACCCUGGCUGGAGGUGCAGGAAGCCAGCCUCCUUUCCCAGCCCUGGCAGUGCCAUGUGUACCAGGGGGAGAGGCUUCUCGGAACGGCUGUCUACGUCACGGAGCUGCCCGGCUCAGGCGCCCAGCGCUCCGACAGAGCCCCAGGAGCCCUGAAAACAGGCCACCUCUCUCUCCUUAUCGCCCUCGGCGUCCUCCUCCUGCUCCUCUUGGUGACUGGAGCCUUUGGCUUCCACCUUUGGAGAAAACCGUGGCGUCCAAGAAGAUUCUCUGCUUUAGAGCAUGGGAUUCAUCCACCUCAGGCUCAGAGCAAGACAGAGGAUCUGGAGCAAGAACCAGAGCCGGAGCUGGAGCCAGAGCUGGAGCCAGAGCCACAACCACAGCCACAGCCACAGCCGCAGCCACAGCCAUAG
Molecule: messenger RNA, 1533 nt
Organism: Pipistrellus nathusii (Nathusius's pipistrelle)
Lineage: Eukaryota; Metazoa; Chordata; Mammalia; Chiroptera; Vespertilionidae
Source: the annotation of a GenBank genome assembly